Molecule: messenger RNA, 1664 nt
Organism: Nothobranchius furzeri (turquoise killifish)
Lineage: Eukaryota; Metazoa; Chordata; Actinopteri; Cyprinodontiformes; Nothobranchiidae
Gene: c8h8orf82
Product: chromosome 8 C8orf82 homolog
Source: RefSeq, a predicted model, not a curated record
UUAAAGGUCAUUGAGCACUUCCGGGUCGCCUCCGCGUUUUGUAAACAAUCUACACUCAAGCGGACUUUAGUUGCAUCCUGCGGACAAAAUACUUUGUGUCGCUUUUAUUCGGGUUGUUGUAUUUUCUUCGUUUAAACCAGAUGGUUUCUGGCCUCCACCGAGGUCAUGUUAUUCCUCCGGACGGCGGCGUCCGGCUGCAGAGAUCUGGCCGCUCUGCGCUGCCUAACCGGCGGCUACAGCGUCUGCAGGGGAGCCGCUUCAUACAUCCAGGGCCAGAGCCCCGAAUCUAACAUCCGGGAGUAUUUUUAUUACAUCGACCACCAAGGACAGCUUUUCCUCGAUGAUACUAAAGUGAAAAACUUUGUCACCUGCUUCAAAGAUAAGCAGUUCCUGGUUUUCUUCUUCAGCCGCCUGCGUUUGAAUCGCAGCGGGCGUUACGAGGAGGACUUCCCCUUCCUGUCGCUGUGCGGCAGGGAGAGGAACUUCCUGUGCUGCGACGACCGGCCGGUGGUCUUCACACACCUGCUGCAGAGCCCUGCGGGACCACAGGGACCCACCGGAGAACAGAAGCUGCUGUCAUACUGCGGCGGUGAAGAGAAGUUGACUGUCCCGUUCCAACCAGAGGCGCUGUACAUGCAUCCGACCAGCGGCCGAGUUUAUCACCCCUCCUCGGAACGCUCGGGGGGUGUCGGACUGAUCAGGUCGGCUCUGGCCAUCGAGCUCAGCUCGUUUUUUGUUUAUCCACCAGAGAGCGGCCAGGCGGGACAGCCAACACACUUUCUCUGGAGACGACAGAAGCACACAUUAACCAAUGAGCUGGCACGAUAUUUCCCUGCAGGAGAGGAAGGCAACGGGCAGCAGGGAGAACAGGGAUAAAAUCUGAAAUCUCUUAAGAGAGGAAUGUUAGUUCGUGAAACGCCCCGAAAGCAUCUUCUUUACUUCUGGUGGUUUAAAAAUCAGUGCAUCACCUUCCAUCAGCAUCAGAUCAACCCAGUGCUCCCCCUAGUGGUCGAAAAGCAGAGGUGCAGGUGAAAUCAAACUGCUGGUUUUGUCGUUUCUUUUCUGAUUCAGGAGACAGAAACCAAACCUGUGGUGAAAGAUGGAAACCAGCAGCAGCGUCUGAGCGGAUGAAGACGACUAUAGCAAAUAGAAACUUGCAUUUGGUAAAAGAUUACCUUUCCCAGUGGUGUAAAAGCUCUGCAGGCCACAUAUAAAAAAUAUCUUGAUAUAAAAACCUUAUGUGUGACUGUGAAUCCGGGGUGACGCUCCCUGGAGCUCCAGGGCCAUCCGGCAUCUUCUGCUUCAGCACACCUGGUUUUAAUCAACAGGUGGUUAACAUGCUUCUGCAGCGCUUGAUGAUGCUGAAAAGAUGACUCGGCUGUUGAGUCAGGUGUCCUAAAGCAGAGAAGUGUCCUGCAGGGUUGGACGCCCCUGAUCUACAUGUCCAGCAGCCUGCUGAUGGGGGCCACACGUUGGACGUGCCUCAUCUGUGAUAUAAACAGUAACGUUUUCUUCAGAAAAUGUCCUUUCUGAAUUAUUGGUCUGAAUUUGUUUUAUCCUGCUUCUGAUCACAAAUAUAACUGUAAACACGUCUCAGUUGUGAUUAUUUUUAAAUCAGCUCCUGGAAAAGUCAGAGAAUAAACUACAUUAACUGGUCAAAGUGA